Molecule: messenger RNA, 2139 nt
Organism: Peronospora matthiolae
Lineage: Eukaryota; Oomycota; Peronosporomycetes; Peronosporales; Peronosporaceae
Source: the annotation of a GenBank genome assembly
AUGGACGACUCUAACGAUCGGUUGAUCGCUCGCCCGGAUCCGGUGGAAAUUCCAAGCUCCUCGCCACCAGCUGCGAUCCCUUUGCGUUCUUCGUCGUCGUUCCCGAGUGGUCGCGUGAACGUCCUUCCUGCGAUCGAUCGGCACACUUUACAAUCGUAUAUCAACGAUCUGUACGACUGCGCUGAGGCUGGCCAAGACCAGCUAGCCAGCUAUUGUGCAAUACACGAUCAGUUGAGAGCUCAGGAAAUUCGCGGCGCUCGCUUGGAACGCCAACUGCACGACGUUCAAGAAUUAGCAAGACCGAUCCGGCAAUAUGUGAACGAGCGGUACAACGCGUUGCGUAACUCGUUGGCCGAUGCCGAGAAGAAGAACGAUGACUUCCAAGAGGAAUUGGCUGUUCAAGCGGAACGUCUACAGGAAAUUCCGAUCCUGAAGUCUUCCAUCUUGCAGCUUAAAAAGACCCGCCAUGCCGAACAAGAGAAGCAUCGGCGUCAACUGGCUUCACUUGAAAACGAGUUACAAUCAGCGAUUGCAUCCUCCAAGGAGGCUGACGACCGGGCGAAACUCCAGAUCGAAGAGGCGAAGACUCGAUUUGCUACCCGCCAAUCAGCGAUAAUGCGGGAGUUGGCCAUGACCCAACGAGACUUGGGUACAGUCAAGACUGAGCGCGAUCGCCUCACGGCCCAACUUUCGGAUCUCAAGAGUCAGCACGAUCGGCUUAAGUCUGAGCUCGCCGAUCGAGAUGCCGAUCGUGGCCGAUUGUCCCAGAAAAUAAGUGCAUUGGAGGUAGAGCGUGAUCAGGCACUCCAGUCGAAAAAUUCGCUCUUCGCUCGCUUGACAGAGAUGGUCGCCAGUGUUUCUCCAAGUGUUCUGCCUGCACCUGUCGAGUCUUCCCCAAAGAAUUUUCCACGUCAACCUAAGCGAUCGCCUCCUGCUUCCCCGUCCAGGGAAUCCCAAGCCAAGCGUGCCCGAUAUAUCGGAUCCUCGCCACGUCGAUCGGCUUCUCCCGAUCCGUUUGGUUCAAGAUCGUCAUCGUCGGAAUCAUCUGAGGACAGCGAUCCAAAGGACUCUUCUUCCGAUGAGACCGAUGAUUCCUUGUUGGCGGCGUUGUCGUCAUCUCGUUCGACUGCCCGUCGUAAAAACACGUCGUCCCCUAAGAAACCAUCGUCUACUCCGACCCCUCCACCGGUGAAUGUCGAUUCCUCCAGUCCGGAACAUGAACCUCACGAUAAUACAUCGGGAGUGUCUUUGGUGGAUUUAUUCGGAGAGCCUUCCAGCGACUCCGAAAGCGAUCUCAGUCUCUCUGGUGAUCCUCGGUGUCCCCGGAAUUCCUUGUUGACACCUGCAGAUUUCGUGGCGCUUUCCGACACCCGCAUACCCCGCGAUCGUUGGAUUCCGGGGUAUCGCGAUCGGUUUUCACGAUCGGCGGUUGAUGUGUUCCCUUGGUCCGCCCGAAGAGUGAGCUUGAUCAGCGUAUCCGAGUUGGACACAGAUUUGUUCUAUCGCCACUUUUCCAAACCGAAAGGGUACAUCUUUCCAGUCCGGCUAGGCAAAGCUCACCCUCCUCCGGAGUCGUCUUGGUCAUCCCAUUUGAUCACGUCGGCCAAGAUUGAUCAAUUUUACGAUCAACAAUCGUGGGACAUUUAUGAUCAAGUCAUACCCCCGAUCUCCUUCGAAACUUCCGGCUGGUUCGAAAAAUUGGCCGAAGCCUAUAGCCGCUUUGUGGAUAGUCAUCGCCAAGCUCUGUGGGAAUCAACCCAUUUCUUGUGGAUAUCUCCUGAGCAACGUAUAACGGACCCUGGAUUGGAAGCAUUUGCGCGUGCAAGAAGGCAGAGACGAUCUCGCGCUGGGCCCCGUUGGAAACGAGUACUGCAGCUGAUUCUUCAAGGCAUUAUCGACGGUCUCUGCGAUUUGGACAUUUUAUUGGACCCCAUGUUCUUGCACUUUCCACGUCCGAAUGAGGCUAGAGUGUGGUAUCCCGGCCUUUCUGCGAACCGGACCAACAUACCUAACUUGAUCACUGCUUUGUCGAUCGAUCAUGCCACCGAGCGUUGGAGGACCCAGUUUCGUCCUUCGAUCGCAGCUCACCCUGGGUCGUCACUUCCUCGCUUGAUUGGUAAAUUCUUCGAUCGCGAGUAA